UAACAUAUAUAGUGUUCCAGAUAUUCAAGUUUUUUUAAUGGAAAGAUCGAUUUUCAUAAUCUUCCCACAAACAAGGUUCUGAAACGAAGACUAAAACUUGUCAGUAACGAAAUCAUGGCCGAGAUUACCGAGACCGAGAUUUGGGUCUCGGUACACCCCUAGCUGGGAGCAAAGAAUUAAAAAUUCGGUGUUUAAAUCCGCUUUAGAGGUACUUCGAAGCUACUGCUAAACGAUGUUAGCGACACUUCUAUUAAAUCUUACUCAACUAUCAGUCGGAUUUCACUGUACUGUACACCCUAAGUAGUAUACAUUUUAUUGGAUUUGGACGAAAAAGAUAUAAUUAGAAUGGGGGCGAACUGACAUUGUAUUGGAGCAGUAUGGAAUUUGAGUUCCAAUAGAGUGUUACUUGCUAUACAGAUUAAUCGAACUAUUUUUGAGACUUUCGUUUGCCGUUUUCCAGUGAUGUUGAAUUCUCUUUGAACUCAAUAUGAUAGGUUUGUCUAGAACGUUCUCUCAAAAUAUUUGUUUUUCUUGAAAAAGCUAUUCUGAGAUAACUUUUAAGACAACCUCUCAUAGUGCAGGAUCAACGGAUGAAAAUAUAGAAAUCACACAGGAAUGUAAAGUAAACAAUCCUUAAGUAGAGAAAUGUGAGAAAGUCUAAUAGUCAGAAUCCUUGAUGCUUUCAAUCAACAAAGUGCGUUUAUCUCCCCAUUUUUUUGCUAUUUGUUUGAUUUACCAAGGAGUCUCAUCGCUCAUGUCCCAUAUUCAUAUAAUGAGAGAGUAUGGUUCGUUAGAUUACCAAAUAUUUUUAUCCAAGUCCAGGACAAGCAAUCCUUGCGGCCGGAUCCCGAUCCGGAUAUCAUCGGAUUUUGUCGGAAUCCGACAAAAUCUGGCAAAAUCUGGACGAAUCCGGCACGGGUUCUGUCGGAUCCGGAGGUCGGAAUCCGACCGCAAAGAUUUUGGUAGUUUCCGACAGAAACCGACCGGAAUUUGUCCCCGUCCGACAAGAUCCGACACCACCAACUUGACCUGGCAGGACUCUUCACUCGAAAGUAUGACACCAUUAUAUAAUGCAGUCCAUCACUACUAGAAAUCUCAAUGUUCCGAUAAUUAUCUCUAUAGGAUUAAACAUGUCGUAGUGUUCUUGACGUACGCACGCGACUCAUUGAGGCGCAGAAAGAAGAGCCUAAGUAGUGUUUAUCUCUGUCCAUCUAGUGGCUGAAUACUUCCAUGUAAUAAUCUUGCGAUUAUCUUGCAAUCUUUCGUUUUUUCUCUUUCACCUCGAAAUCUGAAGGGAAGCGGAGAAAUGCAAUUUCACUAUGAACUCAUCAGUUUAUACAGCACUGCACUAAAUUUGACCGGUUUACUGUUCAGAUCAUGUCCGCUACGUUUCGGACCUGUCCCACAGAAACGGUCGACUUUUUCAAUCGACUCGAGUUCUGAUUAGAUUGUAUCAGAAAUAUGAGCAUUUUAAGACUGAUAAAGAUGAUCAAAAAUCAGUUGUCUUGGGCUUGGAGAGUGUUACAAGAGGCUCACAAGUUGCAAAGUAAUAAUCCCUAUCAAUAUUAUUGUGAAAGGCGUGAAGUUUGCAUUGACGAACGACAAAAACACUUUAGGGGGUUAUCAGUGCUUGUAAGGGGAUCACUACUUAUUUCUAUGUUUGAUCUACCUAAUCGAUCAUCAUAACUGAAGAACGAUGGAAAAAAAUCAGGAAAAUCGGGAAAAAUAGGUGAAAUCAGGACGAAUCAGGACACUCUUGCAAAAAUCAGGAAAAAAUCAGGAAAGUAGUGCCGCUGCGACCACUGCAUCAGCUACACCCACAUCCACACUUUGAACUGCAUAAAAGGCUACGAAUUCAUUCUCGACAUUGUCAGGCAUCCAUCGAUAUUCAAUGUUGUUUUUUUUUGUUAAUGAAUUUUUAGUCUGAUGAUCUGACAUCUGUAGUCAAUGAAGAAGCAAAUUCAAGUCCUCCAGAAUCUCAAUCAACAUCAUCAUUAUCGGCAACAACAUCGUCAGAAAUUGCUGUAUCAUCUCAAACACUAACACCAAUAAACAAUGAUGAAAAAUAUCAAGCAUCACUAAAACAACGUUUGCAUUAUGAUCGUCAUGAACUUUUAAGUAUUCGUGAUAAAUUAUCACCAUUUCCAAUCCCAGAAAAUCUUCCACUUCUUGAUAUUGUUAUUAAUCGUCAUGGCGAUAAUCGUCCUCCAUAUACGGGUACAAGUAACCCAAGGAGUAUGAAUCCUACAUUUCAUCGACAAUCAUUCUCAAGUUCUCGUCCAUCAUCAACACAUAAAAAUAAUCCAAAGCGUUCAAAUGAUUCAGGACAUAAAUCAGUUACCAAUGUAUUCCAUGAACCUGUUGUAGGUAAUCGAGUUGAAAAUUCCAACAGAUCAGAAGAACCAAAUCAAAAUGUCCUUAAUCAUAAAAUAUUGCAUAAGAUUAUAUUAAUUUUAAAUGACCUUACACCACAGACAUAUGAUAAAUUACAGAAAAAAAUUGAAGAAUUGAACACUGAUCACUAUGAAAUAUUAGAAGGAAUGAUUAGCAUAAUUGUUUCUAAAGCUGCUGAUGGCCGAGAAUUUGGUUCUCUUUAUGUAAGAUUAUGUGAAAAUUUUCAAAAAAAAGAAGUCAUUUUAUCAAGUGAAGGUGGUAAUACAAUAACAUAUAAUUUUUGUCAAAUAUUAUUAAAUUGUUGUCAAAAAAAACUCGAGAAUAAUAAUAAACAAGAAAUUGAAUGUGAACAACAAAAAGCUGCAGUUGACGCUAUUGGAAAUAAAAGACAACAUAAAGAAGAAGCAGACAAGUUAGAUGAAGAUCUUAUUGAAGCUAAAAGAAGAAAAUUAAGAAUUAUUUCUUUUAUUGGUGAUUUGUUUUCGUUACGCAUGUUACCUGAUACUAUCGUAUAUGAGUGUAUUGAAUGUUUACUUCGUGAUAAAACUGAUGAAGAAAGUCUUGAACAUUUAUGUCAUCUUUUGCAUAGUAUUGGUAAAGAACUUGAUAGCAAAGCUGAUGAAACACCUACACAUAAAUCAAAUUUGGAAAAAUAUUAUCGUAAGUUAUAUACUAUUUUUCAAGAACAGAAAAUAUCAACACAUAUUCGUUCCAUGAUUCACGAUCUUAUCAAUUUAAGACAAGCUUCAUGGACAACUAUUCAUGCUGAAGCCAAGCCAACAACAAUAUAUGAUAGUCAUGAACAAGAGCGUUUAAAACUUGACCAGGAGCGUGGACCACAACAAAGCCGUGCCACUGUUAUUAAUAGUACCUAUAGCAAAGAUAAUCGACUACAGUAUAAUGAUGGAUGUGGCAGUCGUGAUAGUCGAAUAAAACAACAAUCGAAUAGACAUGAAGAAGACAAGGUAGAAAAUCAUUUUAAUGUUAAUAGUGUCAGACAAUUACAGUCAAAUGAUAAGCAAAAUCAAAGAUCAUUUUCAAUGCGUUUAUCACCACAAUAUACUUGGAGAAAAGGAUCAGACAUUGAAAAGAGACUUGAAGAAGAUCGAUCAUUAACCGAACGUACUGAGAAAUCACCUGUUGGCUCGAUUCAACAACUCAAAAGUGAAAUUCCAUUGAAUGUAUCAUUUAAUAAAGAAAAAAUUGAAGCUCAUGUACAUUCGUUGAUUAAAGAAUAUACUGAAAAUUAUUCCGAAUCAACUGAUCAACCUGUUAAAAAAGUAUUGGAAGAUUUAUCUGCAUUUCGUACGGCGAGAAUCGAUCAACAAGUUAUGUUUGUUCGAGAAUUAUUUACUAAUGGUUUACAAGCUAAACAAGAUGAUCGUAAAGCUGUAGGACGUUUACUUGAUGCUGCACUUAAUAGAGGGAUUUUAUUUACUAAUACAUUUCUUUCUGGUUUUAAACUGAUUGUUGAUGCUGCGCCAGAUUAUGUCAUUGGCAUUCCUUUAAUUUGGCAAUAUAUUAGUGAAGUUAUUGGCGCAUUUAUCGCUGCUUCGACUUCAAAUAUGGCACUACUUAAAUCUAUAUUAGAUUGUGUUCCUGACAAUAAAUCGAAACAAUUAUUUCAAUUACAACUUAUAUAA
Molecule: messenger RNA, 4037 nt
Organism: Rotaria sp. Silwood2
Lineage: Eukaryota; Metazoa; Rotifera; Eurotatoria; Philodinida; Philodinidae
Source: the annotation of a GenBank genome assembly